This is a messenger RNA of Synchytrium microbalum, 810 nucleotides long. RefSeq lists its product as uncharacterized. The transcript has 3 exons. NCBI's taxonomy places the organism in Eukaryota, Fungi, Chytridiomycota, Chytridiomycetes, Synchytriales, Synchytriaceae. Bases 1 to 810 code for a protein of 269 amino acids. The record is from RefSeq and is a predicted model, not a curated record.
AUGGCAAAGACGCUAGUAAACAAUUCUCUAAUGAGACUAUUCGCUAUGAACGGCUUGAUGAUUUGUCGUCAAUGUAGUCGCCAAAACGUUCAUCAAUCGUUGGCUAGAGCGCUUUCUACAAGAGCUUUGUCUGGAUUCAACCAACAUCAACGGAUGCCACUCAUCAGGAGUCAAUCGAGGAAUGAGACAACCGAUACAACUGUAAACUCUUCAACAAUACCAAAGAUGGUUCCAAUUGCCAAACCCUCAACAAAGGCAGUUAUAACGUUUACUCAGGCACACGAAGAUCUAUCAUCAGCACUACUAGUAACCCCCAAAUCCAUCCAUCCCAACGAUAUGAUGAACCUAAUAUUUAAAAUCGAAACAUCUGCACAUGCACUCCACGCCAUAUCCCUCCUGUCUCGCUGGCGAGAGGCAUCCAAACCAUGGACACCAACAGACUCAUACGUACUCGUAGAAGCCCUACUAAGAACUGAAUCAUAUGAUGUCUUGUUGGAACGAAUAUGUAAUGCAUAUCAGAAUGGAUUGAUUCCACGACAGAGGGAUAUAGAGGCAUUGCUGAAAGCAUUUGUACGUCAAUGCUCAUCAUCGGAGAUAACAGAAGAGGAUAAGGUCAAAGCACUGGACAAUUGCUACAAGACUUUUGCGGUGGUGUUGUAUUAUCAUAUUGUGCCUACCGCUGAAAUGUAUGUGGACUUGAUGACUGCUGGUAUCAAGUGUGGGACUGAGGAGGGUAGAAGGAGAUCUUCAGUGACACGUAAUGAAGCAAUAUCAUUAGGGUAUCAAGUUCCCGAUCUAGCUGAACUGUAA